Molecule: messenger RNA, 857 nt
Organism: Papilio polytes (common Mormon)
Lineage: Eukaryota; Metazoa; Arthropoda; Insecta; Lepidoptera; Papilionidae
Exons: 6
Coding region: 88-555 (155 amino acids)
Biological process (GO): endoplasmic reticulum unfolded protein response; retrograde protein transport, ER to cytosol
Cellular component (GO): endoplasmic reticulum membrane; Derlin-1-VIMP complex; Derlin-1 retrotranslocation complex
Source: RefSeq, a predicted model, not a curated record
UAUUUUUCAACACGUCAUUAUUGUGAAAUAAUUAAAUUUUAGACCCGAGGUCAGGUUCAAGUUUUUGGAGUUCGAGAAUCUGUAUAAAUGGAUAGGGUGGAAGAGCCGACGAUGUUUAACCCAAUAACUUUUGUGCUCCAAUUCCUAGCCUCAUACGGCUGGUACUUAGUGGGUGUGUCUGCGACUGCGCUGUACGCUGCUCACAAGUUCAUCCCUCGAAUUGAGCGCUGGCGGCAACACAGGGAGGAUGCAGCAUAUCAUAAAGACCCGGACGUAGCGCUGGCGCGGCUGGCGCGGCUGGCGGCGGUGCAGGCGGCGCGCGAGCGCCAGCAGCGCUUGCUGGAGCAGGCCUCCAACGACGCACUUAUACAACAGAAAGAGCGUGAAGAACGGAAGAGAGCGGAGCUGGUGGAGAAGUUGAAGAAGUUGGAGGAGAACGGAGGACACAGGCUGGGUGCGGGAGAUGAUUACUUGCCGCUGAGUGGAGGCGCCUCCACCUCCUCCUAUCGGCCGCCGAAGCGCUCCGCCUGCAAGCGCGGCGGCUGCGGGGGCUGACCACACCACACCCUCGCACCCUCUCCCUGACACCCCCUCCACACACACACAAACAAUAUUAAAUUACCAAUUAAAAUAUCUGUCUCAAAACAUACACAAAAUUAAUUAUUCCCAACUGUCACCUCGUUGUACCCACGGGGGGACAGGUGCGAAUAAAAAGUUUCAUCCGUCCCACCUACAACGACCGGACGGUUGGAACUUUAACCCUUCCAUCUGUCACCUUAUUAGUGGGACUAAAAGGUGGGACGGACGAGAAUUAAUUCUCAUCUGUCCCCUCUAGGGGACAGCGGGGUGACGGUUAG